GAGGUGGGGCCGCAGGGGCUGCAAAUGGGAAGGGAGGCAGCGACCACAGCAGCCGCGACAACGUUGACAGUGUCGCAGGCAGCUGUAUGGAGCCACCCAGGGACAGCAGCAGGUACAGCAGCAGGAGGAGCAGGGGCAGCUGCAGCCACUGUGUUUGUGGCAGUGGCGCCUGCUGUGUUGCCGGAUGUGGCGACAAGUGUUGCUGCCCCCAGCGGCGUUGUUACUGCAGCUGCUGCUUCUACCAGUGCUACUAGUGCGGGUGCUGCUGCUACCAGUGCGGGUGCUGCUGCUGCAGGUGCUGUUUUCGCUAGCGGCGGGGCUGUUACAGGUGGUGGAGGUGUGGCCUCUGUAUAUGGGGCCGAGGCUAGCAGUAGCGGUGGGGGAGGCGGUGGGAGAUGACGAGAUGUAUGAAGCAAAUCAGAAGUAUGGAAGUUACUGCCAGCACCUACGUAGUGGAUGGAUAAUAAACGGAUGAAAGCACAGUGAAAACGGGUGAGGAUACAAGUGAAGUGACCCCUGGGUCAUCCGUGUAAGCGGAGCGCAUGGCCAGGACGCCAGGAGUGUAUCGCAUGAAUGCUUGGUGAAUUGCUUUGACUCGGCUGCCUGAUUGGGGCGCCGAAGUGUGCAUUGUGAAGGAGAACGAGAGGGCUGCGAGGUUACCGUUACUGCGGGUUGACCUCAUGGGGGAGCGGCUUGGGGGACCUCAUGCUAACAGAGAUUGGGAGACAGGAGUGGGAGUUAUCUUCAAACAGUGUGCCGCUGCCGCAAGCGUUUCGGGUGUCACGUCGGGUGUCCCUGUCGGGUUCUGUCGGGGUGUCUGACUCCUUGGGACAUCGCAUGCAUGUGCUACCCAUCCGUUUUUACAGGGGCCCUCUUCCCACACCACAGCCGAAACCACCGUACAUGCAACGCGCGCAGCCCCCAAUCCGUUCCAACUGUAUCGUGGGGCUGCGCGGUGGGAUGACAACGGCCAACAUGUAACAAGAACAGGACAGUAAAACCAAAACAGGCAUUCCAACCUAAUGCCAACCAAGCAACCCAACAUCAUACGAGCCUAGGAAAUCUCGAGA
Messenger RNA from Astrephomene gubernaculifera, 1070 nucleotides. The record is from the annotation of a GenBank genome assembly. NCBI's taxonomy places the organism in Eukaryota, Viridiplantae, Chlorophyta, Chlorophyceae, Chlamydomonadales, Astrephomenaceae.